Molecule: messenger RNA, 5261 nt
Organism: Sinocyclocheilus rhinocerous
Lineage: Eukaryota; Metazoa; Chordata; Actinopteri; Cypriniformes; Cyprinidae
Product: mucin-like protein
Exons: 22
Coding region: 1-4557 (1518 amino acids)
Biological process (GO): cell-matrix adhesion
Molecular function (GO): ErbB-2 class receptor binding; calcium ion binding
Source: RefSeq, a predicted model, not a curated record
AUGGUGGGAUACACAGGGGAUGGUGUAUCGCAGUGCACAGAUGUGAACGAGUGUCUUGUUGAUUACGGUGGCUGCAGAAACAGAGCAACAUGUAUCAACAGUAAGGGGUCUUUCUCUUGCGUUUGCCCCUCAGGCUUUCUUCUAGUCAAUCGUACCACCUGCCAGGACAUAGAUGAAUGCCAGCGACCUGAAAAGGCUUGUGGCAUCAAUGAGCAGUGCUCAAACAUGGAAGGGUCACAUUCAUGCCAGUGUAAAACAGGCUUCAGUCGAAUCACUGACGUUUUAGACUGCUUUGAUAUUGAUGAAUGUGAACAGCAGAAACCUUGUCACCAGAAUGCCACAUGCUUGAAUUUAGCAGGCUCCUUUUCAUGCACCUGCAAUCAUGGGUUCUCAGGAAAUGGCAUUACAUGUGAGGAUAUAAAUGAAUGUUCAAUUGUGGGUAUGUGCCAUCUACAUGCCACCUGCUACAAUUAUCCUGGUGACUUCUUGUGCAUAUGUCACCAGGGCUUUACAGGAGAUGGUUCUACCUGUACAGAUGUGGAUGAAUGUGCCCUUUCAAAUAAUACUUGCCCAGACAUCUCUGUAUGUGUCAAUUCCCCUGGAGCGUAUGUCUGUUCUUGUCUGAAUGGCACAGUAGCAUACAACAACACUUGUGUUCUCCCUAGUCGUGAAUGUGAUCCUGCCUGCCAUCCACAUGGACUGUGUCAUCCUUCACCUUCAGAGCAUCAGUGUGUGUGUGAUGUGGGAUUCAAAGGGGAUGGACUCACUUGCUCAGACAUCGAUGAAUGUGAAGAGAAUGUGUGCCCAAAGGAAGAGACACAGUGUGUCAAUAACCCAGGAUCCUUUGAUUGCAUUUGCAAAGUGGGUUACACUCUUAGCGGAACAGAAUGCAUAGAUGUGGAUGAAUGUGAAUCUGGAGUCAAUAACUGCAGCAAGUUUGCACAGUGUGCCAACACAAUCGGCAGUCACCUGUGUUCCUGUCUCAACGGCUUCACUGGUGAUGGAAAAAACUGCUCUGAAAGUGGCCUGUAUCCAUUUGGAGAGGAAGCAGGUGAUGCUGUGUUGCCAAAGACAGAGGCAGAUGGAAAUUCUCCAUACAUCUCUCCUCCUGCAGGCUUUCCAUUCAUGGGCAAAAUAUAUGAGCGGCUGUUUUUUUCAGAUAAUGGCUUGGUGCAGUUCCAGUCGGUCAGUGAGAAUGAGAAACUGUUGCUCCCUGCUCCAUUCCCAGAGGGUUUCAAUGGUAAUGAGGGCCAUCCCAUGCUGGCUGCGUUCUGGGACGAUGCUGACCUUACCCUUGGGGAUGGAAAACUGCUAUACCAGGAAUACAGUCUGCUCAAUGUAUCUGACAUCUAUGCUGAGGCAAUAUUUCAACGAACAGCACAAGAUGUUAGCAAAUUUGAGACUCAAAGAGGCAAACCCCCCUUUCCCCCAGCCUGGAUACUGAAAAUCACAUGGGAUCACGUUUUGCCUGUGUCCUAUCAAAAGAUCAACUUCUCUGAGACCAACACCUUCCAGUGCAUUCUGACCACAGAUGGUCUACGUUCAUUUGCUCUGCUCCGCUACAGUGACAUGAACUGGGGUCCAGGACAGAGGACCGAUCAUAACGCUCUUAUAGGCUACACUGAUGGCAAGAGCAACUUUCACAAUGAGAUUCCAAAGCCACCAGACAACCUGUUUGGCCCAGGAGGGCGUUAUCGACCCCAGACUGCCGUGGGUAACACAGGCAAACUGGGGCAGCUGGUGUAUGACCUGUCAGGCUCUUCUGAAGCCAGCUCGGAUCCUCAGAGGCAGUGCCAGGUAUGGGCCUUCAAUGAGCCAGAUCCUAAAGAAUGGGCAUUAGGACUGGCACCAUGUCCCUGCACUAGUGUUCAAGCGCAGGAAGACCUGGCUUUUAGCCUUGAGACUCUCCCAUCAGAACAGAUGGCACAAGCGAGGGAUCUGAGAGCUCUUAGGUGGGGUGGUAGCAGGGGCCGUGUCUUUCAGUCUGUCCUGUAUAACAAACAAAAGGCAGGAAAGAGAUGUGUAUAUGAUCCAGAGGGCCCCCUGCUGGCUGGAUACAGUGAACGGUACUUUACUGAGGACAAGAUGCAACAACAUAUAGACAAGGAUCUUUUACCCUUCCAGUGGUGCUGUGUUCAGUCUUCUCUGUGUGACAUUUACUUGGCAAAGAGACCACUUGACCGGUGCCAAGGGUACAGUUGGAACAGCUCUGACAGCAGUAUACCUGGGAACCGGGGAGCACCAGGCAUUGGCAUGGUAUACGGUAGUCUCCACUUUAUUACCUUUGACGGGAGUGAGUAUACCUUCAAAGGUUUGGGGGAGUACGUUAUAGUCCGUCUCUCCUCCAGCACGGGAUCAAACAUCUUCACCCUGCAGGGACAAACAGAAAUUCUAGUGGUCAACUGGCAGCCCAAACUUGUGCCUGCUCUGGUACGAUUAGCCGCCUUCUAUCAGGGUGCUGGAAAGGUGGAGUGGCGGUGUGCUGAAUCUGGUGAUGGACUUAAGGUCUUGGUUAAUGAUGAGGCCAUUCCUGUGUCUGUUGGAGUUGUGCAUGUAAACGAGCGGGGCUUUGCAGUGCGCUGUACCACUGUGAGCCGCUGCGCAGUGGUGUACGGUGAGGGCCUGUAUGUGCUCGUGUGGAGAGGCAAUGCUGGGAGGCUCAGCGCUCUGGUGGAGGUCCCGCAGAGGUUCUACAACCGUACACUGGGUUUGCUGGGACACUGGAGCUCCAACAGGACCGAUGACUUCCUGCUCUCCAAUGGCCGUAUGGUGCCUUCUCUAAACAACAACGUCCCCUCUGAACAGAGUCUGCUUCCCUUUGGACAGUCAUGGGCAGUUCCUGCUCCAGAGAGUCUUCUGUUGUCAGAGCCUCCUAGUGCUCCAUUCAGUCCCGUCAUGACAGAGCAACUGAUGUCCUCAGUGAGCCCAGACUUGCUGGCCAGACACAGUCAGAACUGCCAGAGCAACAUGCAGUGUGUGCAUGACAUCCUGGCCACAGGAAACCCAAUCCUCGGCCAGGAUGUUCAGAAAGAUCAGCAGCAGCUUCGGAGCCAAGCGCAAAUUUACGGAAACCUGCCACCCAUUGUGACAGAGCCAUUUGUUAUUAUGUGUAAAGUCAAUAGUACAGUUAGAGUUCAGUUCAAGGCCCAGGAUCCAAACAGAGACCCAAUCACCUUCUCCAUUGCCUUACCGCGCUCUCCACGGGUCACCAUCGGCAGCGGUGAUGGUAUCUUCACGUGGACCCCUUCUGGUAUUCAGCCAGUCAAUCUGACAGUUCAAGUGAGCGAUCAAACAUCCAGCUCCAUGAUCACCCCUGUUCUGCAGCUCUGUAACUGUAUGAAUGGAGGAAGAUGCCAGUACGACAGCGUGGUUGAGAACCAUCUGCAGGGAAAGUUUCAGAUUGUGGGAUGUCUUUGUCCAUCGGGUUUCAGUGGCAAGUACUGUGAUAACAGAGUAGAUGUGUGUAAAGGCAAACCCUGUUUUCCUGGUGUGGAAUGCAUAAGACAGAAAGAAGGAGACCUGUUCACAUGUGGACCGUGCCCCCCUCCGACUGUAUACCAGGGCAAACAAGGAUACAAGUGCUUUGAAAAUGACUUCUGCCUCCCUCCAUUCCCCUUCCCCUGUCAUGAGAUGGCAGACUGUACCAGCACUGGCUACAACUACACAUGUAAAUGUAAGCGUGGCUACAGAGGUGAUGGAAAACAGUGUGAAGAUAUUAAUGAGUGUCUGGCCCCCUCGGCCUGUCCCAAUGCCAAGUUUGAAUGUGUGAACAUGCCGGGAUCAGUGCGCUGCUCAUGCCGUUAUCAGAAGACCAAAGAUACCGACGGCUGUGGUGACUCUGCUAAUCCUACAGGAUGGAACGUUUUUAACGUAUCCAUGGGCUGGGGAAAUCAGGCAUCAGCACCAGGACUGAGUAAGCUGGAGCAGAUCCUAUCACUGGGUUUCCAGAACAAGUUCUACAAUGCCAGUGCUAUAGCUCCAGAUUCAGCAUCAGCAGGUGGGCAGAAUGAGUACAGGAUCAAUGUGUCCAGUGAUACGCCGCACUGGUAUGUCAUGGACUACCUGACCCGAGUCAGUCAGUACUACGGCAUCCGUUCAGCCUCUGUGGACGACCUUGAUGAAUGUACAACAAAAGAGGCUCCGUGUUCAAAAUCAGCCCAGUGUGUCAACACCUACGGGGGCUACAGGUGUGUGUGCAAUGGCACUGAUCUAAAGGAGGAAUCACAGUCGUGCAUUUUUGACUGGAACAGUGUUAACCGCACAGACCUGACGGGUGCUCAGACUGCGGAGGAUAAGAAGUCAUUAAUUUUGGGGCUGGUCCUGGGCAUUGGUAUCCCCCUCCUGCUGCUGCUGUUGCUGGCGGCGCUUGCCUGCUUCUGCUGCUGCUCACGCAAGAAAACCAUCUCUGGGGAUAUUCCUCAUCUGCUGCCCGAGUACAUUCAGGAGCAGUUCAACCCUCCAUUCAACUUUGACGACCCCUCUCUGCACUACAUCACCCACGUCAGCCCACGUAUCCUUGAUAACCUCACUCCUCAACAGAAGCGCCGGUAUCGAUAACACAGGCCCUGUGUGGUUCAUGCAGCAUCAGUGCAGAUGUACAUUUGUGUUUAAAAGAAAUCCCAGUAUGAUAUUAUUUAUAUUAAACAGAGACCGCUGACUUUUUCGUCAUGUGUGAAAGUGAAAGAACACAUGCAAAACAAACAUGGAGCGAUCUGUGAGCAACAAGCUCUGCUGAAUUAUUACCUCUUGUAAAGAAAAUAAUGUAUAUAUGCAGUGUUCUCAUCAAAUUUCAACAAAAUUAUCAGUUGGCAUGCAUUAAUUGCACUUCUGUAGCACUGACCUUAAAAAACAAAGCUACCGUUUAAAGAUGUUUACGUAAGAGGAGAAACAUCUGAACAUUAGUUGCAGGUAUUGCUGCAAAUAUGGUUAAAUUUAGGGAAAUUAGGCACAUUUUUUGACCACUCAAAAAUGUAAAAGGUCUGGAUGCAUUUUAGUAGUAAGAAUUGUGGUAAAAUGUGCAUUAAUGUUAUGAAAUAAUGUCAAAUACCACAAAAAUUGUUCUGUAAUACAUUUUCCCCUUAGUUUGGGGGUGAAAUAUGGCAUUCUGCAUGGAAUUUUUUAUGGAAUUUAUGUCUCUGGUCAAAAUGUUCCUGUUGAAAUCAAAGCAACUGAAUGUAUGUAUGUUGUCUAGAAGCAAACAUAAGGCACCAUCAAACACUUUGUCUUAAAAUGCUUAGCAAUGAUUAUGAUAUUUCUACACC